Darwinula stevensoni is the source of this 3944-nucleotide messenger RNA. NCBI's taxonomy places the organism in Eukaryota, Metazoa, Arthropoda, Ostracoda, Podocopida, Darwinulidae. The record is from the annotation of a GenBank genome assembly.
ACGAAUGUGUUGGUAGCCGAGAGCGAGCUGGCCACUUUCAGCCGGCUGCGGAGCCACUGGCGGAGUUCCGCGCGACUGGAAUCCUCGCUGUUCACGGAGGAGAGUCGUUCGCGGGCCAUCCAGUCCCAGUAUGCGGAGGCGGCCCUCACCCCUGUCCCAGUCCUACGAGAGUUGGACCGUGUCCGGACGGACGGCGUCCGCGGGUCCCGACGCUUCACGUGCACGCCCGUCAUCGGUGACCGCAAGGUCAAGAUCCAUCUCGAUAUAGAAACUCGUCGGCCUUCGAGUGUUUUGGCUCUCCCGUCGUGGUCGGAGGAGGAGAUCCUGGAGGAGAUGGAGGCACCCGAGCAGGUUAAAGGCCAUCAGCUACAAAGGGCCAACUCCAGGGGAUCUCUUCGCAAACUCCCCUCCCCUCAGGAAAAGACGUUGGCCCUGGCUCACCUGCUGGGAGGAGAGGUUGUAACUUUGGAUGUGACCGGAAAGAGCUUUGACCGGAUGACGGCGUUCCGGAGGUCCCUGGUCCAUUACGAGUUCAUGAAAGAGCGACGAAGGAAGAGGGGUCCUCGGAGGAACACAGUAGCUGGCGACAACCCCAGCCUUAUCCGCAACGCCUUCCACCUCUUCUCGCAAAGAGGGGCGAAGAUGCAUAAGAUUGGAGUUGGAGAGCCUCUGGAAAUGUCUUAUGAGGACACAACGACCCAGACCGACACGGAUGUUGUCUCCCAGUCAUCCUCAGAAACCAAGAACGUGUUACGGUCCCAGAAUGGAAUCCUUUGCCAUUCCCACAUCCCAAACCGCACCUUUAUGGCUGAGGUCCACUCUGCUCCACAAAACCUGAAUGCUAAGAUGCUCAAGGAUGAUGCCAUGGAACCAGAAGGUCGGAGCAGUUCAGGGCACUGGAGUGCAUCAGCCAGCAGCGGUGGGAGCACCCGCACCUCCCUGGAAUCAGAGAACCAUAAGGUUCCAUCUGGUGAUGAUCAUGAUUCAGCCUUGUCUGAUGGGAGUAGCAGUAGACCAAAUGACAAUUCCUUGAGUGAACGAACUGUUUCUCCAGAUGAUGUUCCAUUUAUUGAUGAAGAGUCAAGUUCGUUGUACUCCUGCGAUACUGAGGGAUACUACACAUCCUUUCAUACUGACAGUGGGCUUAGGGCACUUCAGCGGGAGGUCUCUGAGAAUGAGUAUGAACUUUUUGGAAAAGGAAGCACUUCAACAAACACAAGCAGCUCAACAAGCACUGUUGUUCGUAACGAUGGAACUGUGAAACGUCGUUUGAAGGUUCCACCUCCUCCACUCCCCCCUCGCACAAGCUCUAUUGAGUGGAAGCACUCACUCAAGAGUAAUCGAGACAGUGUUGUGACUGUGAUCAAUGUUGAGGACCUGAGGGAGGAUGAGUCAAGCUCAAAUGCAUCCACACUGAAGAAUGAGGGGACACAAGAAUCAGACUCUGACUCACAUAUUGAGGAAGGAUGCGAACAAUUCAAGAUGAAAACAUCCAUUACUGCUAAUCGCAUUCCACCUUUAUGCACAGUUACUCCACCAUACAGUGACGAUGAAAGCCGGAAUGCAAACAGUACUGAUGUGACUCCAGUCAACAUAAAUGGUCCAGUGACUCCUGCGAAUGGUCUGCACUUUGUGCCCAUUCGUGUGGGGGCCAUUCCUGAUCUUGUGCCAAGAGAAGAUUCCUUGCUCUCAGAAUCAGGGAGUUACAUCAGCCUGAAAGAACUCCCUCCAACCACAACAUCCAGCUAUCCAUUCUCUGCCUCCCCUGUUGCCAUCAUUUCACCCACAAACAGUCUGGAGAGGAAGAAUGAUUUACGAGUGGGUGCCCGUGUGACAUUGGACUCUCAUGGUGAGGUCAUCUAUUCCUCAGAUAGUCUUCCUCACUGGAAGAAACAGACAACCAGCUUUGAGCCAGGUGAACGUGUGAGGAUUGGGUACAAACGACCCGACACCCUACCAUUAGAGACAAGUCUGGAACAAGUCCCAAUCAUUAGACCAAAUCUGGGUCCAAUGUCCCCCAAGUCACCUCGGGGAGGUGCUUAUGUCAAUGUGCAAGGAACCACCCAAAUACCAGUUCCAUUAAUCAAAGCUAUGAGCCCCAUGAGGGAAAUGAACAACCGUCAACGUUCCCUCUCCCCAGUUGAUCACAUCAAUAACAACAACAUCAAGCGUAAUGAGAGUUACCGCAUGGCCAAUGUUGGCUAUGGUCAUGGUCAUUCAGUUGCCCGGAAUCCAAGUUACAAGACUGCCAACCAGAAUCUUCAUUCUAAUGUGAAGCUGGUGCGAAAUCCAAAUACAUCAAGGCGAUUCUAUGGAGCCAAGGUCACAGUUGACCCAGCUGUCCUAUCUCCUCGUCGGGUUGACGGUCAUCCGUCUGACCCAGGCCUGGCUGGCUCUUUGAGAACUCGUCCCUCAAAUGCUCACCUGCAGCCACCUGAUAGCUAUGUAAGGUGCCAGAUCCCAGUCCGCUGGUUUCCCUGCAACAAUGUUGAUGCACCAUUCCUACAACACAACAGCCUCCCCUGUCAUUCCAAAGGAUUUUCCCCAAUCCAGAAGCCAGAUGCAUUCAUCCGAUCAAGUGCAACAAGGCAUACAUUACCUGCGAGAUUUUCUUCAUCUAGUCCUCAUGAUGCCACUGAGGGUCUCAGAAUGUCACCUAUAUCCUCUUCUUCACCCCUCCCACCCUAUCAGGAUGAGAGCUUGACUGAUGUCAAAAGCAAGCCUGGUUUUUUGCAUCUGUUUGACACCUCAAGCAAAAAUGAUUCAAUUAGAAUUGAUAAUUCUUCACCCAAAAAUAGUCCCAGACCAGAUGGCUAUGCUUGUGUUCGAUCCAAGACCAGUCCAAGGACUUCCUAUAUUGAUGCUUCGUGUAGGAAUGGUCAAAUGUAUUUUGAUGACUCUUCAUUCAGAAAUAAUCCAACAAAGUACCAUGGUAGUCCAUUCCGUGUAACUGACCCAACAUGCAGAUACCUAAACAUGGAUCGAACUCCACCUCCACCAUACCAACACCCUCCAUCACUCAAAGAACUUGUGAAUCCCCAUUACUGUUAUCGUCACCCAUCAAGCCCCAACAACAACUCUUCUCCCUUUCUGCCUAUGAGCACAAGCAGUCCAUUGGAGAAGCAAUCUCCAGUCUAUGGCUCUGUAAUUAAGCCCACUGUCCCUACUGGGGAAUCAUAUGGCAAGCGUAAGCUAUAUGAAUUAGACAUCUCGAGCAGUCCAGCAUCCACACGAAGUGGUUCACCAUUGUCAUUGAAUUCAAGUUUUGUGUCAGAAGAUCUCCUCAUCCCUGAGACCCAAACAAAGGGAAAGAGACGGUUCAGUUGGGCUGGUCUACCAUAUCAGAUGAGGCGACAUCCAGGAACUCCCAUUGAUGAUUUCAAGCAGCUCCUUCUCCAACAUGGUCCCAGUAGCCAUGCCCGCACAUCAGCUGUUGAACGGCUCAAACGAUCUCAAAAUCAUUUCUCAUAUCGACAGGAGGAUCUAGCUGGGCGACGGGCACGAGAGAGACUGUCAUCAAUUGCAAGCCGACUGGGUCUAAAGAGUGGGUUCCAUACACCACACAAGACGGAUGUCAUAUCGACUACCAUCUUGGAGGACCAAACAGAAGAUGAGGACUUGAACACAGAACGCUUUUCCUCUGACAGUAACUCUAGUCACUAUAAUCCCACCUCUCCAGAUCGCAUCAGCCUGGAAACUGCUCUUUGAAGAUGCUAGGCUCCCUUUCCCUUUGCUACAUCCACUGUCCUCCAUCUCCUUGUGCUGCACCUCUGCCUUCCCAUGGGAGAAGGUUUGCAGGUGCUUAUUGAAAGUGGUACAAAUUUCUUUCCCUUUCCUGGUACCAAAAGAAGGAAAUUUUUUGGUAGUAACCAUUAUGUCUGGAUUCGAUCUCAUGCCCCUGUUCCUUAUAUUUGAACUUUCAAGAAUAUUUUGACAAAAUUCAU